Molecule: messenger RNA, 1232 nt
Organism: Meleagris gallopavo (turkey)
Lineage: Eukaryota; Metazoa; Chordata; Aves; Galliformes; Phasianidae
Source: RefSeq, a predicted model, not a curated record
UCCCCCCCCCUCAGGUGCCUUCCCCGCCCACCAGGUGCCUCCCCCCGCCCGUCCCCAUGGAGUGAGAGCACACGGGGGUCUCUGCAGCGGCGCAGCCCCCGCCCCUCCGGGAGGAAAGCUGGAAGGCACCGCAAAUAUGAGCGACUUCUGGCACAAGCUGGGCUGCUGCGUCGUGGAGAAACCACAGCCUAAGAAGAGGAGGAGACGGAUUGACCGCUCCAUGAUCGGCGAGCCCAUGAACUUCGUGCACCUGACGCACAUCGGCUCCGGAGACAUGGCUGCGGGCGAGGGGCUGCCCAUGACGGGUGCUGUGCAGGAGAUGAGGUCCAAAGGCGGACGGGAGCGGCAGUGGAGCAGCUCCCGUGUGUUGUAGCACUAUUCUUGGCUCUUUCAGCCCGAACUUGAACUGCCCGAUCCCCACACCGGAGGAAAAGCCAGCCUCGAGCGCUUGAUUCCCGUGGUAACUUAUGCAGGCGGAGCCUCACGGCCAUCCCAGCAGCUCCGGGUCACCCCCCACAGAUCCCCCCUUCCGGGGCACCGGGCGGCGACGCGGGGGGCAGCAGAGCAGCCCAGCCCACACCGGGAGACGCCGUGCACAGCCACGAUGUGCCAAAUCCUCCCCCUUCUCCCUUUCCCCACACCCCCGCUGGCACUGCUGUCUCCCACGGGCCCCUCUCGGCGCUGCCCCCACGCCUCAGUUUCCCCAUCGGACAGCAGCAGGGCGGGUUGUGCUGCAGGGGCUGAGCGGGGAGGUGUUACGGAGCUUUGGAGCCCCAGCAUCGGGCGUCCCGCAGCUCCAGCGCCGCCACCGAGCCUGCGUUUCCUCCAGCCUUCAGUCGGCCUCGCCGCCAGCAAACCUCCGCCUUCCUUCUUUUGUAGGAGAUUUUUUGGUUUUUUUUAAAGCUCAAAAACCCCCACUUGGCCUCUCCUGUUACCGCCAGGCUUUCACCGGCACCGGCUGCUCCCCCAGGAAGGAGGGACUCUCAGGUUCCCAAUUCAGGCGCACGUGUACAUAGUUUAAAUAGCGCUGGGGCUGAACAGGAACGAGCAGAUGCCGGAGCCACGCGGGCAGCCGAGCUUCCCUUCCCUCCCCUGUGCUCCCAGUGCUGCUGGGCUGCUCGGCCCCACGGUGAGCACGGAUGCUUGAGUCAGUUUUUAUCCCCCUGGAAAACCCACUGGAAAAACAAACCGACAAAACCCCACCUUUGAAAUAAAAUCUUGUGCUAGGCAGA